GCUUCUCCCCAUUGUCUCUCCACUUCUUGUUUUGGUAAACCACUUCUGGUUACCAAAAAAAACCCACCUCUCUUACAUUCUUCAAAGUCGCAAAAUCUUUACCAAAAGAGAGAGAGAGAGAGACCUAACUUAAAAAAAUCAUACUCUUCUUGAGUACUGCAUUUAAGUUUCUUUUGUUUUGUUUCUCUCAUUAAAACAAGAAGAAGAACUUAAGAAGAAGAAGUAAAUGAAGAGGUCUCCUACUUCCCCGUGCUCUUCUUCUUCAUCAUCUUCAUAUUCAUCUUCUUCAGCUUCAUCUUCUUGUGUCGGUCCUGAUGAUACUCCUGUCGCUCCUGGUAGUCAUCAUCAUCAUGAUCACCACCAAUUACGAUCGCAGAAAUCAUCCAAACGCAUUAGAAAAGUUAAAAAAAAGCAGCAGAACCAUAAUAUUGAUCAGAAUAAUACUAACACCACUAUUACUGCUCCUACCUCUGCCAGAAGAAGCUCCAUUUACAGAGGAGUCACCCGGCAUAGAUGGACGGGAAGGUUUGAGGCACACCUUUGGGAUAAGAGUUCAUGGAAUAACAUUCAAAACAAGAAGGGAAGACAAGGGGCCUAUGAUAAUGAAGAAGCAGCUGCUCAUACUUAUGACCUUGCUGCCCUUAAGUACUGGGGACCAGAGACAACCUUGAAUUUCCCCAUAGAAACAUAUCCUAAAGAGCUUGAAGAGAUGCAAAAGAUGAGCAAGGAAGAGUACUUGGCAUCUCUUCGACGCCAAAGCAGUGGGUUUUCCAGAGGAGUUUCUAAGUACCGUGGGGUUGCUAGGCAUCACCACAAUGGUCGAUGGGAGGCACGAAUCGGACGAGUUUUUGGCAACAAGUAUCUCUACCUUGGCACUUAUAACACACAAGAGGAGGCAGCAGCAGCAUAUGAUAUGGCAGCAAUUGAGUACAGAGGAGCAAAUGCUGUGACCAAUUUUGAUAUCAGCAAUUACAUAGACCGCUUGAAGAAGAAAGGCAUCCUUUUAGACCAGAUACUCCCUGAUCAACCACUUAGAAAAUGCUCUAGCGAAUCUGAAGAAGCAGAAGCAGAAGCAGAAGUUGAACGACUGCCGUCACUGCCCUCAUCGAUAUUACCACAAGAACAGGACACAAUCUCACCACAACUUCAAUGCACACAGCUCCUUCCAUCCAUGGACUCUUGCACAAUGAUUAAUAUGGACCCUAUCGAAGAUAAUGAGCUCACCUGGAGUUUUUGCUUGGAUUCUGGGCUGACCCUUUUCUCAGUACCCGAGCUCCCCCUCGAAAAUGCUUGCGAGCUACCGGACUUGUUCGAUGACACAGGCUUUGAAGACAAUAUAGACUUGAUAUUUGAUGGGUGUUGCUUUGGAAAUGAUGAUGACGGUGGUGGUGGUGCCAACCACCAGGAAUUUAUGGUGGAAAGUAGAGGAUGUAGGGUAGGGGAGGUUGGGAUUUCAGGGAGCAUGGAGGAGGAAAACGGGAAGGAGAUGUGUUGCAGUUCAAGUUCGCCAUCUUGUUCAACAACCACCUCGGUUUCUUGUUGUAACUAUUCUGUUUGAAUUGCCGUUUUCUUUGGUUCUGGUUUUAGCUUUGGUCGAGGUUUGUUUGUUUGUUUGUGGGUAGAUAUAAUAUCACAUGGGAAAUCAGAGGAUGGGGAAAAUGUACUUUUUUUCGAAAGUAAUUGGUGUGUUGAUCGCCCCGAUAUGCAUAUCCGGAACCUCAUCUAUUUCCAAUAACAAAGUUAUUAUAGUUGAUAGAAUAAAUAAAACUUCUAGGCUCCUUUUAAAUUUUUUGAAA
Molecule: messenger RNA, 1796 nt
Organism: Ricinus communis (castor bean)
Lineage: Eukaryota; Viridiplantae; Streptophyta; Magnoliopsida; Malpighiales; Euphorbiaceae
Product: ethylene-responsive transcription factor WRI1
Exons: 6
Coding region: 227-1558 (443 amino acids)
Biological process (GO): regulation of DNA-templated transcription
Molecular function (GO): DNA-binding transcription factor activity; DNA binding
Source: RefSeq, a predicted model, not a curated record